AUGCAAAAGCUCUAUGAAGAGCUACAACCCACUGCCGAGAGUGAAGGGCGUCGGUCAAGGUUCAUUGAGAAACUCGACAAGAUACUUCGUGGAAGGUGGCCGACAUCAUCAAUCAAAGUCAAUGUCUUUGGCUCUACAGGGAACAACCUAGGCACGUCGGAUUCCGAUGUUGAUAUCUGCAUCACCACUGAUUGCAAGGAGAUGGAGCGAGUUUGUAACAUCGCAGACCUCCUUGCAAAACAUGGGAUGGAAAGAGUCGUGUGUGUCUCUUCCGCCAAGGUGCCAAUCGUCAAGAUCUGGGAUCCUGAGUUACACGUCGCUUGCGACAUCAAUGUCAACAACCCCCUGGCUUUGGAGAAUACGCAAUUAGUCCGGACCUAUGUCAGCAUUGACAGCCGAGUGAGGCCAUUGGCCAUGAUCAUCAAAUAUUGGGCGAAGCGAAGGAUGUUGAAUGACGCUGCCCUUGGAGGCACACUUAGCUCGUAUACGUGGAUAUGUCUGGCCUUGAAUUUUCUGCAAACAAGAGACCCUCCAAUCUUGCCUACUUUGCAACAACAGCCUAAUUUGCAACAGAAAGAGGUGGCUGGAGUGAACGUUUCGUUCGAUCGCAAUGUGGACGCUCACAAAGAUUUUGGCAGUCGCAAUCAGUCCUCCUUGGGAGAACUGUUGUUCCACUUCUUCCGUUAUUACGGGCACGAGCUCGACUUUGAGCAAAGCGUGGUAUCGGUGCGGCUGGGUCGAGUACUGUCCAAGGUUGAGAAGUCGUGGCAUCUUCUCCAGGACAAUCGUCUUUGUGUCGAGGAACCUUUCAACGUAUCAAGAAACCUGGCCAACACUGCAGACGAUACCUCGAUGCGAGGGAUCCACCUGGAAUUACGGCGGGCGUUUGAGCUGUUGGGAGAGGGGAAACUGACAGAAUGCUGCGAACAGUUUGUGCACCCUCCCGAUGAGAUCAAGCCCUCUGAACACUUUGUGCCACCCUCAGCGCGGCCCGUGAUCCCGCAGCCUCCGAACCCACCGUCACGAGGAGCUCGUAAUGCGUCUCGAGGUGGUGGCAGGAAUCUAGGUCAAAUGGGUCGCAAUCCCCGGCGGUCGUCAAAUCCCACUGCACGAAAUCCCAACUACUUGCGCAAUCCCCCGUUUCAGAUGAACACCCAUGAGUUGCAGCUUCAACAACAGCACCAGCAACAUCUCCUGCACGACCAGCUCUUUCAACAAUACCAAUACCUUCAGCUUCAGGAGCAGGAGCUUAGGAUGCAGCUCUAUCAACAGAAUCUUCGGCAAAGAGGUCUAAUGGCGGCUUAUAGUCAAUCUGCGGGAUAUGGUCAAUUUGUCCCGGAUGAUGGUCUUGAUCUUGGAUCCAAUCCACAGGUCAACGGCAUUGGCCGAGCUCCCAUGUCAGCACCCCUGUAUCAGCACGGCUUUCCUCGAUCGCCGUAUCUCUCUGCAAGCCAACCAAGCCAGGGUGUAGCAACAAACCCUCCGUCACCGAGACUCAAUUCGGGGAUUCCAGACACUCGAAGGUAUUCACGGCGAACAUCGGUAACGCAAUCAUCUACAGGAGGUUCCUUGCGAGCGCAGUCACAGCCUGCACGCGCGGUACCACUCACUUCUUUAGGACAUUUGCAACGACCGGAUAUUGCAAGCCUUCAGGAUCCUUCGAUAGGACGGAGGUCGUCCUCAUCGUCGACAUCCCAAGAACCGUACAUGGCUUACAUGGAGAAUGGCUAUGGCAUGACUGGAUCAAUUUAUGAUGCAGUACGGAGGCCAGCUGAGUAUCUCGGAUAUUAUGUCGGUCAAUCGCCGUCAUUAUCUGCUUAUACUCAGAGCACCGCAAUCUCUCCUAUCCCUUCACACGUUGGCCUUGCUAUUCAGAACGGGGGUCUAUCUCCUCGACUUGCUCCAGCAUCGACCCGACCGUCUGGGACGAUGCACACCCCGCCACUCCAAACGAUCUCUACUGCCUCGGUGGAAGUGCAAGCCGAAGCAGGGCAGGAGUCGAGGAAUGGUGAAGCCAGCAAUAUUGAACCCACCCCACCGAAGCCCAGGGCCGGGCCCCUGAUAGUGGAUGGCUCCAUCAAUUCACCGCUCCGAAGGCGUACCACCCACUCAUUCAACGACCCUGAAGAUCAUAUCAAUUUCAGCGCAUCCACGUCCGAGGACCUGGCAUUUGACACGCCAUCAAGCUCAGACGAACAAUCUCAAGACGCUUUCGACUGCAAUGCACACGGGAAGACUUCUCCAAUCAGCCCCAGUGGGCCUCGAAAUCACGUCCAGCAUUCAACCAAUGCUGCUCCAGAUUUUGUGAAUGGCUAUUUACCCUUGAGAGCCAUGGCAAAGAGUCCAAAGGAGGGGUUGCAGGAUCAAGUGGCCGGUGUAGGGGAAUCGGUGGGGAUGAGUGUCCUCACUACGAUGAAAGCGGUCGGCCCAGCCUGGUCUCUUGAUCGGCAACUCUCCUCUGUGGAGGAAGUCCGCACGCCGUCCCCAAGAGUUGAGAAAUUUGACGGGGAGAGCUCUUUACCAAAGGAUAUGAAGGGUCAUCCCAGCCAGAAUGGGCCCUCAUCUGAUGGGCAGACACUUUUGGUGAAUGGUGAGCAUCGUGAUACGACCAGACCACUAGCAUCCAGAACCAACGGGACUUCAGGAUCUUCAAACCACGGAUCCAGUCACGUCAAUUCUGUUCCGCAUGCCGGUGGACCAAGCGGCUGGCAAACCCAGAAGAAGAAAAAGAAUAAAAGAAAGACGGUCAAAUCGGAGAACGAUGCUCAGACGUCGAAUCCUUCUGUAGGAGAAACCCUCCCUGCCGACGAGUCCUUACGGAAAGGCGGCUAG
Molecule: messenger RNA, 2832 nt
Organism: Fonsecaea nubica
Lineage: Eukaryota; Fungi; Ascomycota; Eurotiomycetes; Chaetothyriales; Herpotrichiellaceae
Exons: 2
Coding region: 1-2832 (943 amino acids)
Biological process (GO): RNA 3'-end processing
Molecular function (GO): nucleotidyltransferase activity
Source: RefSeq, a predicted model, not a curated record